Molecule: messenger RNA, 1445 nt
Organism: Effrenium voratum
Lineage: Eukaryota; Dinophyceae; Suessiales; Symbiodiniaceae
Source: the annotation of a GenBank genome assembly
GCAUGGAAGAGUGGAGGAAUGCCGCAGGAAGCGGAGCCGUCAUUUCCGCCGGAUGCAGACCCUGGCCAGGCGAAGCGGCCAAGCAGGCGCCGCAAGGUGAGCACGAGCCAGACACCUGGUGCUCCUGUGGCUCCAAAGCUGGAGGUCCGGGCAAAGCCGAAAGCGCGGAGGAACUCCAAGGUAAAGCUGGAGAAGGGCACGCCAUCUCCACACGCGUCGGAGGCACCAGCGCCCAAGGUGAGCGCUAGGCGGCGGAAGUCUGACCCAAGCCCAGACGUGAAGAAGGCAGCCAAGUCUUCAAGCCGGGAAGCGCCGCCAGUGCAGAGUGCGAAACCAGCGACCCCAGCUGCACGAGCAUCAAAGCUGCCAGCUGGACCAGAGGCACAAGACCAACUGGGACCAGCGGCUGCAGCGCAGCCACAAGUGCCCACGCAGCCAACACCAUCGCUCGCGCCUGUGCUGGCGCGCCCGCAGCCAACGCAGGCGCGGCCAUUGAAGCCAUCGCCGAUGCAGCCGGCCGUGGCCCAGCCAGCACCAGCACAGCCAUCAGCAGCGCAGCCAGCGCCAGCGCAGCCAGCGUUGGCGCAACCACCGCCAGCGCAUCCAGCACCAGCACAGCCGUCAACAGCGCAGCCAGCGCCAGCGCAGCCAGCGUUGGCACAACCAUCGCCAGCACAUCCAAAACCGGUACAGGCAUUACCAGUGCAGCCAGUCCAUCUAGCGCAGACAGUGGAGCCAGUGCCAGCACCGCUAGAGCAUCCCUCGCAAACCCAACCGACCGAAUCAGCCCACAUUUCAACUGCUGCGUUGGCUUUGGCAAUGCAUGCCACGGAUUCGAACUCUCCUGCCCUGACUUUACCAGCCCUGACUUUACCGACUUCGCUCUCCCCUUCGCUUGCUUCGCCGGGCGUCGACGCUCUCGCGCAAGAAUCGCAGCUCAAGAGGCUGACAACUGCCUCAACCCCGUCUGAACCGGAGCCAGUGGACGCUUGGCAGCCGGCUGCAAAAGCCAUGCCGACUUCACCGGAGGUGCAGUCAGCCCGCCUCUCCAGGAAGACCCCAGAGGCACCGCGGCGCCAGCUGGUCGAGAGCCCAGUCAAGGAUCGCCCAGCCACCUCGGAGAGCCGCUUGAUGCGAGGCACACCUCCGCAGAAGAGAGUGAACUGGGCCUCCUUGACACGCGUGGACACGAAGCCGGAGGUAGAAGCUGGGCCGAUGGCGCCAAUUGUGUCGAAGGUCUCCACGGAUGGCCGGAGGCCGAGCUUGCCAAGGCGAUGGAGUGACCGAGCGCCAAGCAUUCCUCAGCUGGAAGAGGAAGCUGCAGCUGAAGAGCCGGCAGAGUUGCUGGAGGAUCAGGUCCACGAGAGGGUCGUUGAGGAGGAGCUAUCGCAGAUCGAUGCUGAAAGAACUGAAGUCAGCCGGUCCCAGCUGCAGCUUCCAGCAGG